AGAAUAGACAUAAGAGUGACUGAAGCAAUAAAGAAUAAAGUCCUAUCCAACGGCUGACUAUCAAAAACUCAGACAAAUGAUUCGCCGGCCGAUCUACAACUCCUCCGCCGUGUCUCGUCACCCAACUUCUCCAAUCUCUUCAUUCUUACGUUCUCUAUUCUCUACUUAUUCAUCUGAAAACAACAAUGAACCCAUUGUAUCAAAGCGGAACCCUAAAUCCCCAUUCGGGUCUCCGACCCGGGUCCAAAAGCUCAUAGCUUCGCAAUCGGAUCCUCUCCUCGCCAAAGAGAUCUUCGAUCACGCCUCCCAACAUCCCAGUUUUCGCCACUCCCAAUCUUCUCACCUCGUCCUCAUCCUCAAACUCGGCCGUUCUAGACAUUUGAAUCUCAUCGACGACGUUCUCGCCAAUCACAGAUCGAGUGGUUACCCAGUCACUGGAGAGCUUUUCACGUAUCUGAUCAAAGUCUACGCGGAAGCAAAGCUACCGGAUAAAGUGUUUCGAACGUUUUACAAAAUGCUCGAGUUCAAUUUCACGCCACAGCCCAAACAUCUGAAUCGGAUCCUCGAGGUCCUCGUGAGCCAUAGAGGUUUUCUCCACAAAGCUUUUGAGCUUUUCAAGAGUGCGCGGCUUCACGGGGUGAUGCCCAACACGAGAACAUACAACAUACUGAUGCAAGCGUUCUGUCUGAACGAUGACUUGAGUAUUGCAUACAAGCUGUUCGGUAAAAUGCUUGAGAGAGAUGUCGUCCCUGAUGUGGAGUCUUAUAGGAUUCUGAUACAAGGGUUUUGCAGGAAAGGACAAGUGAAUGCUGCUAUGGAGUUACUUGAAGAUAUGUUGAAUAAAGGGUUUGUACCCGAUAGGUUGAGUUACACUACAUUGUUGAACAGUUUGUGUCGGAAGACCCAGCUUAGAGAGGCUUAUAAGGUUCUAUGUAGGAUGAAAUUGAAAGGCUGUAACCCUGAUAUUGUGCAUUACAACACGAUGAUUCUCGGGUUUUGCAGACAAGGUUGUGCUAUGGAUGCCAGGAAGGUUCUUGAGGAUAUGUCGUCUAACGGUUGCUCGCCUGAUUCGGUCUCGUAUAGGACAUUGAUUGUGGGGUUGUGUGGUGAAGGGAUGUUUGAGGAAGGCAAGAAGUAUCUACAAGAGAUGAUAUUAAACGGGUUUUUCCCUCACUUUUCGGUUUCUAAUUGUUUGGUGAAAGGGUUUUGCAGCUUUGGGAAAGUAGAAGAAGCAUGUGAUGUGGUGGAGCUUGUGAUGAAGAAUGGGAAUGCAUUGCAUUCGGACACUUGGGAGAUGAUAGUUCCUAUUAUCUGUAAAGAAGAUGACUCUGAGAAGCUCAAAAUGUUUAUUGAAGAUGCUAUGAAAGUAGAGAUAAGGGGUGAUACCAGACUCGUUGAUGCGGGUAUCAGUUUAGGGUCUUAUCUUUCUAGUAAGCUACAGAUGAAACGUAAGAAUGUCAGAGAGAGGAGACGUUUGUAGGUUCCUCCUAUUGUUGAAGAUAAAGUUCUGUUUAUCUGAUAUAUAUAUCAAGAAUCAAUACAAACCAAUGCGUUGAUCUUAA
Molecule: messenger RNA, 1562 nt
Organism: Raphanus sativus (radish)
Lineage: Eukaryota; Viridiplantae; Streptophyta; Magnoliopsida; Brassicales; Brassicaceae
Product: pentatricopeptide repeat-containing protein At4g01400, mitochondrial
Exons: 1
Coding region: 77-1480 (467 amino acids)
Cellular component (GO): chloroplast
Molecular function (GO): protein binding
Source: RefSeq, a predicted model, not a curated record